UUUUUUUUUCUCUCUCGCUGUUUCCCCCCUCCCCUCCCCUUUCGGUUCAUCAACACCAACCUCCGGGAAGCUGGGAGCAUUGCAGUUACUAAAGUGCUUGGAGGGGAAGCUAGAGAUCUGAAGCUUUGUCCUCUUCGUUUCCAUCUGUGUGCAACAUGACCAGCACCGAGCCUGCAACCUCGCCGGAGUUCAUGGAUGACCGGCCGGUGGAUGAUUCCUUCGACACCACCUACAAGGAGAAGCAAGGGGCAAAGCCGCCCAUGAAGUUGGUGUGGCGGAAUAUCAUCUUGAUGGGAGCUCUCCACUUCGCAGCUUUCUACUCUGUCUUUCUGGUGCCUUUCGCUAAACCUCUAACCUGGCUCUGGGCCGCCCUUUGCUUCUUGCUCAGUGCCCUUGGGGUGACAGCUGGAGCUCAUCGACUGUGGAGCCACCGGUCCUACACAGCCACUACGCCGCUCAGGGCGUUUCUGGCCAUUGCAAACUCAAUGGCUUUCCAGAAUCAUAUUUAUGAAUGGGCUCGGGACCAUCGGGUGCAUCACAAGUUCUCCGAAACUGAUGCUGACCCUCACAACGCCACACGCGGCUUUUUCUUUUCACAUGUCGGGUGGCUAAUGGUCCGGAAGCAUCCAGAUGUGAUCGAGAAGGGGAGCAAGCUGGACCUCAGCGACCUGAAGGCAGACCCUGUUGUCAUGUUCCAAAAAAAGUACUAUAAGCGCUCUGUGGUGCUAAUGUGCUUCAUCAUCCCCACGGUUGUCCCCUGGUAUUUCUGGGAUGAGUCGUUCUGGAACGCAUACUUCAUUGCUGCCAUCUUGCGGUACACAUUGGUGUUGAAUGCCACCUGGUUGGUGAACAGUGCAGCCCACAUGUUCGGGAACCGGCCCUAUGACCGAUGGAUCAACCCCCGUGAGAAUCGAUUUGUUGCUUUUGGAGCAAUAGGAGAAGGGUUCCACAACUAUCACCACACAUUCCCGUAUGACUAUUCGACCAGUGAGUACGGCUGGCGAGGGAACAUCACCACCUGCUUCAUCGACAUGGUGUGUUGGCUCGGACUGGCCAGUAACUGUAAGAGGGUGUCCAAGGAAGUCAUCCUGGCCCGCAGGAGGCGAACGGGUGACGGCAGCAUCAGGAGUGGCUGAGCCCGCCCGAGUGAGCAGACUGUCGAGUCACUGACGCACCCCUAAUGCCAAAGACGCCACUGACUGGUCACGAAGGCAGUCUUGUCAACCGCUAAACUAUAAUUUUUUUUUAAGGUGGAAUCUUUUUUCGGAUUAAUAAGUCUCAUCUGACCGUGUCCCAGAUAAACCGAUGAAAGAGUUGAAAAUAGUUGGAACAGCUUUUAAUUAAUAACAAUUGUGCUUCAUUGUUGAUGGUAGACACGGUUCAUUCAGAAUUUUGGAAUUAACAUCUUGCUGAAUGGUAAUCUUUGGGGGCCACUUUGUGUAAACCUUCCCUUUUUUUUUUACCAGAGCUGUUUUAGUACCAGUGUUAAGUGGUCUGAGUCCAUGGAGUAAUCCUCCCCACCCCAAAGAUUGCUUAACACCGGUAAAGAUUCCACCUUAAAACAAUUCCAUCGUAACUCUCGCCUCAGCUACGUGCUAGAGACACACAAAAAAAAAACAGUCUAGGCAGAGGGAAGUGCUUUUGCAAAUAUUUGGCGCUUCAUGCCGGACCUGUCAUGCAGAAAUGAUUAGAUCGAGACGGUGGGGAGCCACUCAAAUUCUGGCUGUUCCCGUGCAAUCUUUUUCUUUUUGAAGGGAAGGGUUAAUUGAGGGCUCGCCAUGAACCCUGCUCAUCUCGCAUUUCAGUUGCAAGGUCGGGUUUGACAGCCACACAGUAUAAUGUAUGCCCAUUGCCUUCCUUAAACUAAUAAGCUGAUGGAUUUUUAAGUUUUGUCACAAUAAACCGUGUGCCCUGGAAUGGGAAUCUGGUGCCUUUUUCCUCGGUGCGCGAGUGGUAUAUUGACAACAACCAGGGUAGCCAAUGUGCUCAACUCCUCCUGGGAUACCACAGCCUCAAUCCAUCCUAAGUGCUGACCAGUAACCUUCUAUAUUUCUUUCCACCUACAAAAAAAAAGCAGAUGCCUAGUUGACUAAUUUUGUGCAGAAUGAUUUAUAUAAUAGUUUCCUGCCCCACCCUCUGCCUUCUCCACCCCUCUUAAGCUCAUUAAUGCCAGUAACAACUCUUAAUGUAACUGAAAAUCAGAGACUAGCCUCCUUGUUAAAAGGGGGUGAGGGGGGAAUUGACUGUUGGCACACAUUGUGCCCCUUUUAAAUCUUUAAUAUUGACUGAGAUUACAUGAAAGUUUGCACCAAAUGUUCGUGAGCACGUGAACAUAUCGGCACCAAACAAGAUCCUUGUUUCCAAUAUUCCAAUGGAUCUGUCUAACGUUUCCACAGGGUUGCCUAUAGAAUUGGCAUUUUAGAUGGUCAGGACUGUACCCUAUGAAGUUUGCAUUUGAGAGACUCUUCUUGAGAUUUUUCAAUCUUCUAAUUCGUGUUUGGUGUAAGGUGGGAUGCUGUUGUUGUAUUGUGUGUCUAAAUGUUCCUGUUGUGCUUCAGUAAUCAUGCUGCAAGUUAAUAGUAAUAUAAUUAAAACACUAAGAGAGAACUGUAUAAAACUGUUGCCAUUGAGACUGUCCCGAGUAUCAAGAACUGCUUCGGCUUGUUCAAAAGCCAAUUUGUUGACACUCUUAUCCUGCUCCAGCAACAAAACUAAAUGGGGUCACAUUGACUCCUCAUCAGCUUUUCCUGACUACAGUGCAGAGCUCCAACAUACUAGGCCAACUUUCUGCCUGUAAAAACCUAGCAGCUGGUGGCGGGGGUGGGUUCAUUCAACACUUGAGCUGCUCUCCAGUGACCCGACCAAUGAAGAUCUAACCGCGAAGGGGCAAUGUUUGCUCAUUUCGCACCCCCCCCCCCCCCCCAAAAAAAGCCAUGGAUUUGAAUGUGUGUCAACUCAGCUGCUCAGUUGGUUAAAGUAAAUCAAACUCCUCAAACAGGCCAGUCAGUCAGGGCCUAACUGAGCCAGCUGAUGUCAGCAGUUAAUCUGGUAUGUCUUUUUCUUCAGAACUUUCUAUAUUUUGGGAGGCAUUUUGCCCCCUUAGCUUCCCCCCACCCCCUCCAACCCAACCCCCUUGCCACGUAACCUCUGCAACAAACCUUGGUUCAAGUUCAAACUGCUUCAGCCUCAACUGACCGUAGCAUGUGGGUCAGGGGUCAAUGUUGUGGGCCCACCUGACUUGUGAAACCCGCCAGCUGUAUUUAGUAACAACCAGAACACUUUUGUCACCUGCAUGCCUUAAUUGACAUCGGACUCUGAAUUUAAUUAGGGGAGGGGUAGCGAUUAAAGGGUCCCAGAUGAUUACUCACCAGUUGCCAACAUUGCUGAGAUGUGCCACCCUUGUCCUGUCACCAGUUCUACUUCAUUUAAAGAAAUACUUCCCCUUUUCUCACCCCCUCAUUCUCUCUCCUCCCCACCUCAAAGUGACUCACGUUGGAGUAAGGUCAGCAGAUGCCCCUCUGCUGCCUGUGGCCAUUGUCCAAGCCAUGGUGGCUGAGUCGGGCAGGCUAUUCAACCAUGAGGUGGAAUUCCAGCCAGGCCUGACCCCUACUCUUGCUUGAUGGACUCACUUAACCCAGAGCUUGAUUGCCUGCACACCACUCCCCGUCCAGCUGAGAUCACCUUGACUCCAAAUAGAAUUAUCUCCCCUUUUAUAGAAGUCUGUAUCUGUAAUCUUAGAAACAUGCUGUUCACCAACAUUGCAGUCUGAAACUUGCUAUGACAGUGUACAGAUCCUUGUUGCACCUGUACUAUUGUCCCUUAUCGCCUAUUUCAAAAGGCAUUGGCCCAUUUCAAAUAAAGAUUUGACUUUU
This is a messenger RNA of Carcharodon carcharias (great white shark), 3872 nucleotides long. RefSeq names its product acyl-CoA desaturase-like. Bases 156 to 1136 code for a protein of 326 amino acids. Gene Ontology annotation, biological process: response to fatty acid; unsaturated fatty acid biosynthetic process. Gene Ontology annotation, molecular function: stearoyl-CoA 9-desaturase activity; iron ion binding; palmitoyl-CoA 9-desaturase activity. NCBI's taxonomy places the organism in Eukaryota, Metazoa, Chordata, Chondrichthyes, Lamniformes, Lamnidae. Gene Ontology annotation, cellular component: endoplasmic reticulum membrane. The transcript is spliced from 5 exons. The record is from RefSeq and is a predicted model, not a curated record.